This is a messenger RNA of Drosophila teissieri, 859 nucleotides long. It is a transcript of the gene sPLA2, whose product is annotated as phospholipase A2. The transcript is spliced from 2 exons. NCBI's taxonomy places the organism in Eukaryota, Metazoa, Arthropoda, Insecta, Diptera, Drosophilidae. The record is from RefSeq and is a predicted model, not a curated record. Bases 74 to 634 code for a protein of 186 amino acids. Gene Ontology annotation, biological process: phospholipid metabolic process; arachidonate secretion.
UUAUCAGCAUGAGAAAAACAGCUCAAGCCAACGAAAUAAAACUUAGUUGUGGUGCGACUGCCGAAGCUGAAACAUGUGGCUGCUGCGCGGAGCGUUCGUUUGUGGCCUACUGACCAUGGCUUGGGCCUUUGGAGACGAAGCUAUCUUCGAGGACGAGGACAUCUACAAUCAGGCGCUGCCACCAGUUUCCCACUCGGGUAUUACGGUGCCCGGAACCAAGUGGUGCGGACCGGGCAACACGGCGGUGAACUUCGAGGAUCUCGGCCGAGAACGAGAGACGGACAGAUGCUGUCGUGCCCACGACCAUUGCGACGAGAUUAUCGAGUCCCAUGAUACACUCCACGGACUGCCCACCAACACAGAGUGGUUUCCCAUCCUCAUGUGCACCUGCGAGCAGCAGUUCAUCAACUGCCUGCAGGCAGUGAACAGCAUCACCUCCAAUACCCUUGGACGUAUUUACUAUGGCAGUAGGAGCAGGUGUUUCGCCAACGGAUAUCCCAUCACCGGAUGCAAGCAGUACCAGGAGGGCACCUUCCGGAAGCGCUGCAUCCGCUACCAGGUGGACAAGUCGAGGGCCAAGGUUUGGCAGUUUUACGACAUGCCGUUUUUCACAAUCCCAGCGGCGGCGGGCUGACGUGGGAUGAACGAUUUGUAAACGAGAAAGAAGAUUUUAUUACCUAAUACACAACGCAUUAAAUAUUACUAAAAAUAUUUUUAAUCUAGUUGGGUGAUUUCGGUAGAGCGUUAUCACUUAUUUGCCAUUAUAACAUACCCAUUUGAAAUGAUUAUUAAAACCCUUGCAACUGAGGUUGAAUAAAAAAUUUUAAUAAAAUAGAAAUUACAAACUGAUUACACAAAA